This is a messenger RNA of Aspergillus ibericus CBS 121593, 964 nucleotides long. Its product is annotated as oxidoreductase-like domain-containing protein. The transcript has a single exon. Lineage: Eukaryota; Fungi; Ascomycota; Eurotiomycetes; Eurotiales; Aspergillaceae. The record is from RefSeq and is a predicted model, not a curated record. Gene Ontology annotation, cellular component: mitochondrion. The coding region runs from base 20 to 802 and encodes 260 amino acids.
CUUCCUCUCUAGCCUCACCAUGGACUUCCCUCGCCGGGUCAUCCGCUCGCCCCUCUUUAGACAUCAUGCCUGCCCGCUCAGUCCUCGCAUACCGAAUCCAUCCUUCUUGACACAACCAUAUGCCGCUUCCUCAUACCCCCGCCAACCCUCGAGCGCGCGCGGAUAUGCCUCCCUACGAGUAGAAAAGGCGGGGGCGACCAACUCAGAUCCCCCUCAAGCGCAUCCAUUGUCUGGAUAUUAUUACGAUAUUUUGUCCACCCGCUCACCCUACCGGCGUCAUGCGACACCCACCUCCGAGCCCGAAUCCUCCCAAGAGUCCCCAGCUUCCGAGGCGCACACCCCGCAGGAAAAGAUGGCCAUUGUCUUUGGUACGCGGCUGGCAGGCCCUGGCCGCUCUUCACGCUAUGAUCCCGGCUCAGCACCGGACGCGACAUGGAAAACAAUCAACGGGGUCGCGAUUCCUCCUCGACCGGAGGAACCCGACAAUUGCUGCAUGAGUGGCUGCGUCCACUGCGUAUGGGACGACUUUCGCGACGAGCUGGAGGACUGGGCUUUCAGACUCGAACAGGCGAAAGCGAAGGGUGCGACCAAAAGUGGUGCCACAGACUUGCGUCAUACUCCACGGCCUGAAGUCGCUUCGGCCAGUGGGAGCAUGGAUGACGACGGUGGUGGCAGUGAGACGAAUUGGUCGGUACCCAAAUCGGGAGACGACUUGUUUGCCGAUAUCCCCGUGGGGAUCCGGGAGUUUAUGAAGACGGAAAAGAAGUUAAAGCAAAGACAUCAGCAGGAAGGCCAUACAUGAGGAGAAUAACUCUCCUCGGGGCUGUUGCCAGCAUUUCCUACCUCGGAGUACGAAUACCUUUGUUGCAUGAUUUAUGUCGAAUGGAUUGGUUGUUGCUGGAGACUUUUGUACAUAGUUAGACUAUAUCAUUAGAUUUAGAAUUGUAUAUACACUCACUCAUCA